UCUGAUUAGUUUCGCGCCUGUCGAACGAAACAUGGCUUGGACGUAUUCCGCGCGACAGAAACUUGUCCUUGCGUUAUUAGUGCACCGCCUCCGACGGAAGCGCAGGCGCUCCAUGUACGCUCGUGAAAUUUUCGCGGAACGGAGAACCACCGGCGAGUACCACCAGCUAGUGCAAGAGCUGCGGCAGAAGGACCCGGAGUACCAUCUCAAGUAUUUCAGGAUGACCAAGGCCUCUUUUGACAGACUUUUGAGCCUUAUGUACGACCGCCUCAUCCAUCCGCCAAACCACAGGAACCCAAUCGGCCCAGCAGAAAGGCUAGCAGUCGCAAUACGAUUCCUGACAACCGGCGGCUGCAUGUUGGACAUUGCUUUCAGUUACCGCAUGCAUGCGUCCACAGUGUCCGGGAUUCUGAAAGAAACCCUACCUGCUAUUUGGGACUGUCUUUCCCCAGUUGUACUCGCACAGCCAAGCAAAGAUGAAUGGGAGGCCAUUAGAAGGAACUUCCAUUCCAAGUGGAACUUUCCGAAUGUUGUGGGGUGUAUAGACGGCAAACAUUUUGCUAUUACUUGUCCUGAUGGCAGUGGUUCGGAGUUUUACAAUUAUAAGGGUUUUUAUUCAUUGAUCAUGGUGGCUCUUGCAGACGCAAAUUAUCGCUUCACAUUGGUUGAUAUUGGUGCCCAGGGCCGAAUGUCUGAUGGCUCUUUUUUCAGUAAAAGUGCUAUCAGAACGAGUUUUGAAAAUAACACACUUGACUUGCCUUCGGGUCACAAUGGCCUGCCGCUCUGCAUCGUUGGAGACGCAGCAUUUCCACUGAGGCCCUACUUAAUGCGCCCCUACCCCGGCAGACAGUUGAGUGAAACGAAAAAAGUAUUUAAUUAUAGGUUGUCGCGUGCACGCCGGUGCGUCGAAAACGCAUUUGGAAUUUUAGUGUCUCGAUGGCGCUGCUUCCUCGGAACUGUCAGCGGUGACGUAGCGUUGCUCACAGACAUGGUUAAGGCGGCGGUUUGCCUGCACAACUUUCUUUUGUCUGACAAUGCCUACUGCCCAAGUGAUUAUGGUGACAGGGUCAGUGGUGACAAAAUCCAAGAAGACGGCUGGAGGCAGGCCAUAGCGCACGUAAGCCAUCAGAGUGCUGGCAAUGGCAGCCGCUCUGCUGCAGACGCCAUGCAAAUCCGGGACACCUUGGCAGAUUACUUCAUGUCGCCAUCAGGUUCCUUGCCAUGGCAGCUGAGGAUGGCCAGGCGCUGCUAAUGCAUGGUAUGAACUUGCUGACAAUCUGUCCGUAAGCUUAUUUCUUUUCCCUUCAAAGUAGGAAAAAUAUCACAAGUCAGGUCAAAUAUGAAUGUUUAUUAACAAUCUGGUGAUCACCGAGUUCAGGAGAUUCAACUGUAUUGCACUAGCAACAUAUCACAUAUACAUCCUUCGUUAAAAGUUUAUAGCCCGGGGGUUUCCUUCUGUGGCACACUGUGUGACUCACGUAUCCCCAGCAUUCCAAAUCUCGUGAAGAUAUUUAGUCUUGCCAGCUCCACUGCGUAAGUCUUACACGAUUGCUGCAGCGGUCCCACCACACGGCUUACAAGCAAACCCUUUAGGCACUAAAAUUUUGACAAAGGCUGUGCAUUCUUGCAACACUUAUGUUCCUUCGUGCUAGGUCAUUGCACAUCUGCUUUCUGUAAAAGCAUAUCACGUGAACGUGUGCAUUUGUUUUGUACGCCAUAAUAAAAGGAUUGACACAAAAUUUUUCUCAUUACAUUUCAGCUUUAUAAUCAUGUGUAAGACCUUCGUGAACAUGGAUCACCACGUGAAAUUUGCCUCGGGUCAGUAAAUAAUUUAGUAUUUCUUCUAUACAGUUCAGGUUGCUAAACGUUGGUUGUAAUGUCCAAAGUGAGCAUGUGAUCACAGUAUACGUACAAAACUUAAAUAUAAUCGCUGCAUUGUAGUUUUCAUUCAUGCCAACGCUUGCAUUACUUUUCCAGAAGUCGAAAUGACAGCGACUGGACAGCUAUUGCCCUUUUUUGUGCGCCUCACAUGAUCUCAUACUCGCUUGUGACUUCAGAAAGACCGUUCGGCAAUGUGGCACUGACACCGCAUGGGAGAAGAAAUUCAGUUGUAAAUUUACUGACCACAGGCUAUUAUGAGACGGUCCAUGUUCACUAAUAUUCUACGCAUAAUUAUAAAGCAGAAAUACAUAAAGAAAAAUUUUGUCGCGACCUCUUUUAAGACUUGCUUUCCUAUUUAAUGUUUCAUUUGAACACAUGCAGGAUGCGGACUAUAUCGCACAAGAUGUUUGAUAUGUGAAUGAAUGUGUGCUCCCUGAAUAAAUACAUGGCCGUAACUUCGGCAUUGCAUUCUUUCUCCCUUGUGUUUUCUCCUUAAGCAAUACAAAUGUCAUUCCCAAGGCAUCACAGACAGCCUGUACAACGAACAAAAGUCUGCAGCAUUGAAGUAGCAGGUAACACUACUA
Dermacentor andersoni is the source of this 2465-nucleotide messenger RNA. NCBI's taxonomy places the organism in Eukaryota, Metazoa, Arthropoda, Arachnida, Ixodida, Ixodidae. The record is from RefSeq and is a predicted model, not a curated record.